This is a messenger RNA of Perognathus longimembris pacificus (Pacific pocket mouse), 776 nucleotides long. RefSeq names its product small nuclear ribonucleoprotein polypeptide C (gene Snrpc). Gene Ontology annotation, cellular component: nucleus; U1 snRNP. Gene Ontology annotation, molecular function: zinc ion binding; pre-mRNA 5'-splice site binding. Bases 75 to 554 code for a protein of 159 amino acids. The record is from RefSeq and is a predicted model, not a curated record. Gene Ontology annotation, biological process: mRNA splicing, via spliceosome; spliceosomal snRNP assembly; mRNA 5'-splice site recognition. The transcript has 6 exons. Lineage: Eukaryota; Metazoa; Chordata; Mammalia; Rodentia; Heteromyidae.
UCCGGGGCGCCGGCGCCUGGUUUUUGCGUCGUUUCCUGGCGGCGCCGAACGAAGGCAACGGCCCACGCAGCAACAUGCCCAAGUUUUAUUGUGACUACUGCGACACAUACCUCACCCAUGACUCUCCAUCUGUGAGAAAGACACACUGCAGUGGUAGGAAACACAAAGAGAAUGUGAAAGACUACUAUCAGAAAUGGAUGGAAGAGCAGGCUCAGAGCCUGAUUGACAAGACAACGGCUGCAUUUCAACAAGGGAAGAUACCUCCCACUCCAUUCUCUGCUCCUCCUCCUGCUGGGGCAAUGAUCCCACCUCCUCCCAGUCUCCCGGGCCCUCCUCGCCCUGGUAUGAUGCCAGCACCCCACAUGGGAGGCCCUCCCAUGAUGCCAAUGAUGGGCCCACCUCCUCCUGGGAUGAUGCCUGUGGGACCUGCUCCUGGAAUGAGGCCACCAAUGGGCGGCCACAUGCCCAUGAUGCCUGGGCCUCCAAUGAUGAGGCCUCCUGCUCGUCCCAUGAUGGUGCCCACUCGGCCAGGAAUGACUCGGCCAGACAGAUAAGAAUACAGGGUGUGUGUGUGUGGGGGGGUUACCAGUUUUGUAUUAUUUGUUCGACCUCACCAGGAGAUCAUCGUGCCGUGACUCUGGGUGUUUUCCAACAGCAUGACAAGGAAGACUUGCUUCCUUUUAUCAAGAGAACAGAUUUGGAGGAGAGAAGUGGGACAAAAAGAACAGAUUUCAUUUGUAUUGUGAAAUGUGAAAAUAAAACUGUCAGCUCUUUUA